Molecule: messenger RNA, 540 nt
Organism: Cylindrotheca closterium
Lineage: Eukaryota; Bacillariophyta; Bacillariophyceae; Bacillariales; Bacillariaceae
Source: the annotation of a GenBank genome assembly
GAUCACUUACCUGUGCACCUUGAGGUGACUACCUCCGAUCAUGUGUACUUCUGGUCCCGAAAUCCGGAGAACAAAGGCUCCGAACCUCACGGCUUGCACAACGGUCACUUCAAGGCGGCGGCCCAGUCACCAGUUAUUGCCUAUUGUGAUGCCCUUUUUCGUAAUGUCAUUGAGGCUGGCAAUACAGUACAUCACUCGGGUGAAGCUAUAUGUGCGUCGGUGCAGGAGGCCGCCACUCUGUGGGCUGGGGGAAUCCGUGCCACUGGCGGUGCGAUCAAUCCCGAGAAGUCCUUUUGGUGGCUCAUUGAUUUUGAGUGGGACUCCCGCACAGGUAAAUGGAAAUUCCGGGGGAAAAAGGCAGUCGCUCUCGACUUUGAACUCCAAAUUCAAGGUCUUUCAGGUUCUACUGAAUCCUUGCGUCGCCUUGAACCAGACGACUUGGAACGCACUUUGGGAGUUAUGCUUUCUCCCUUGGAAAACCUGGAGGCUCACAAGGCUCAGAUGGUUGCUAAAGCCAAGGAUUGGGCAGAACAACUUUGA